Messenger RNA from Mauremys reevesii (Reeves's turtle), 232 nucleotides. RefSeq names its product ATP synthase membrane subunit DAPIT, mitochondrial-like. NCBI's taxonomy places the organism in Eukaryota, Metazoa, Chordata, Testudines, Geoemydidae. The coding region runs from base 17 to 232 and encodes 71 amino acids. The transcript has 2 exons. The record is from RefSeq and is a predicted model, not a curated record.
AGCAGGACCAGCAACCAUGGCAGGACGUGACUCUGGAACACAGCACAAGUUCACUGGUAUUCAGAAAUACUUCAAUUCCUACACCAUAACAGGCAGAAGGAAUUAUGUAAUAGCUACAUAUGCAAGCAUUGCCAUGGUCAUUUUAUAUUUCAAACUAAAGCCUAAAAAACAAACUCCAGCGGUGACAGAAAAUAGUGGUUGCUGGAGAAUUCCACUCGACCCUGUUUUGUAA